Molecule: messenger RNA, 1323 nt
Organism: Chaetomium globosum CBS 148.51
Lineage: Eukaryota; Fungi; Ascomycota; Sordariomycetes; Sordariales; Chaetomiaceae
Exons: 3
Coding region: 1-1323 (440 amino acids)
Biological process (GO): butyrate catabolic process; fatty acid beta-oxidation using acyl-CoA dehydrogenase
Molecular function (GO): flavin adenine dinucleotide binding
Source: RefSeq, a predicted model, not a curated record
AUGCCCAUUGACUUCCAUCUUGGCCCAACCGAGGCGGCCACCCGCGCUGCCGCUGCCGGGUUUGCUCAGAAUGUUCUCAAGCCCGCUCGUGCCGAGUACCUCAAGUACACGGAGCAUUCCGAAAGAUUCCAAGCCACUCAGCCGGCCUAUGCUGCUGCUGUUCAAGGCGGUUUACUGAAAGGCCAAAUCUCCCCUGCUCAUGGCGGCAACGGUGGGAGUCUUGUCGAAGCGGCCAUUAUGGUCGAGGAAUGCUACUCUGUUGAACCUUCCGCAGCGCUCACGAUAUUCGCCACCGGCCUCGGCCUAACCCCGCUCAACAUCGCCGGCAAGCCCGAGCACGCCGAGUUCCUAGCGCCCUUCCUCAGCGGCGAGGGCACGCCCCUCGCCUCCCUCGUCUUCAGCGAGCCCGGCGGCGUGGCCAACGCGCUCGAGAAGGGCGCGCCCGGCUUCCAGACCACCGCGCGCCGCGAGGGCGACGAGUGGGUCAUCAACGGCGAGAAGAUGUGGGCGACCAACUGCGCCGGCUGGGACUUCCAGGGCUGCGACCUCGCCUGUGUCGUGUGCCGCGACGUCACCGACGACGACACCACCUCCAACCCCAACUCCGGCAGCGCCCCUGAGUCUGACCCGCGCGACCGCGUCAUGAUCAUCCUGGUCACGCGCGCGGACCUCGAGCGCAGCGGGCCUUCAUCCUUCCAAGUCCUGCGGCACAUCAGCACACCCGGCCACACCUCCGUGUCCGGCCCACACGUCCGCUACACCAACGUGCGGGUGCCUGCCAAGAACGUGCUGUGCGCGCCCGGGCAGGGCGCGCAGGUGGCGUUUGGGGCGUUCGACGCGAGCGCCGUGCUGGUGGGCGCGAUGGGGGUGGGGCUGAUGCGCGCGGCGUUUGAGGCCGGGUUGGGCUUCGCGAAGAGGGAUGCGCGCGGGGGCGCGGUGCCGUUGUUGGAACGCCAGGCCGUGGCCGAUUUGUUGUCGGGCGUGAAGAUGCAGGCCGAGGCGGGCAGGGCGUUGACGUGGAAGGCGGCGUGUGCGAUGGAGAAGGGGCCGGGGGGGUAUGAGGCGCGGAGGGAGUUGGCGCUGGCGGCGAAGGUGUGGUGUAGUGAGGCGGCGGUGAAGGCGUGCGUGGAUGUGAUUAAUGCGGUUGGGGUGACGGCAUAUGAUGUGGACCAGCCCUUUGCCGAGCUGUUGAACAACGCGAUGGUGUUGCCCAUCUUUGACGGUGGCAAUGUUGGGAUUCGGAGACGCCACUUGCAGCAGUUGAUGCUAUCCCCAAAGUACGACGCGUGGGCAGCGACAUAUGGCCCGUCUGAGACGCCAUAA